This is a messenger RNA of Oncorhynchus gorbuscha (pink salmon), 2846 nucleotides long. It is a transcript of the gene gabrb2a, whose product is annotated as gamma-aminobutyric acid type A receptor subunit beta2a. Gene Ontology annotation, biological process: chemical synaptic transmission; nervous system process; monoatomic ion transmembrane transport. The transcript is spliced from 10 exons. Lineage: Eukaryota; Metazoa; Chordata; Actinopteri; Salmoniformes; Salmonidae. The record is from RefSeq and is a predicted model, not a curated record. Gene Ontology annotation, molecular function: neurotransmitter receptor activity; GABA-A receptor activity; extracellular ligand-gated monoatomic ion channel activity. The coding region runs from base 80 to 1693 and encodes 537 amino acids. Gene Ontology annotation, cellular component: GABA-A receptor complex; membrane; synapse.
GGGUUCUCGGAGCUUUUCGGAGUAAGUUGGAUGCGCGUCCUUCUCACUCGCAUCCCGAAAGCACAUCGAACCUGUGACGAUGGGGAAGCUCAGGAAACACCGCUUUGGAAUGUUGACCUUUUCCUUCUUUUGUACUUUUCUCUGCUGUGCGCAAAGCGCCAAAGAUCUGAGGGAUCCCAGUAACAUGCCGCUGGUUAAAGACACGGUAGACAGACUGAUGAAAGGCUACGACAUUCGGCUGAGGCCAGAUUUCGGAGGUGCGCCGGUGGCGGUGGGGAUGAAUAUAGACAUAGCCAGCAUAGACAUGGUGUCUGAAGUCAAUAUGGACUACACGUUGACCAUGUACUUCCAGCAGGCCUGGCGGGACAAGCGUCUGUCCUACUCUGAGAUAGCCCUCAACCUGACUCUGGAUAACAGGGUAGCCGACUCGCUCUGGGUUCCCGACACCUAUUUCCUCAACGAUAAAAAGUCCUUCGUCCACGGCGUCACGGUCAAGAACAGAAUGAUCCGACUGCAUCCGGACGGCACCGUUCUCUAUGGUCUCCGGAUCACAACCACAGCAGCCUGUAUGAUGGAUCUGAGGCGGUAUCCUCUGGAUGAACAGAACUGUACACUGGAGAUCGAGAGCUAUGGCUACACCACUGAUGACAUUGAGUUCUACUGGCGAGGGGGAGAUGGAGCUGUGUCUGGGGUGGAGAGAAUAGAGCUGCCUCAGUUCUCCAUCGUGGACUACAAGCUGGUCUCCAAGAACGUGGUCUUCUCUACAGGUUCCUACCCACGUCUGUCUCUGAGCUUCAAGCUGAAGAGGAACAUCGGCUACUUUAUCCUCCAGACCUACAUGCCCUCUAUCCUGAUCACCAUCCUGUCCUGGGUCUCCUUCUGGAUCAACUAUGAUGCCUCCGCUGCCAGAGUGGCCCUGGGUAUCACCACGGUGUUGACCAUGACCACCAUCAACACCCAUCUGAGAGAGACGCUCCCUAAGAUCCCCUACGUCAAGGCCAUAGACAUGUACCUGAUGGGCUGCUUCGUGUUCGUCUUCCUGGCCCUGCUGGAGUACGCCUUCGUCAACUACAUCUUCUUCGGACGGGGGCCCCAGAGGCAGAAGAGGGCCGCCGAGAAACUAGCCGUCGUCAACAACGAGAAACUCCGACCCGACCCCAAUAAGUGGAUGGUGGGAAAUGUAGUUCAGAGAGAUGAUGCUCUGUAUGCCAGAAUGAAACAGAGGGAAAUUGAGGCGUAUGACACGAUGUGGGAUCCCAUCUUUGUGGACGAUGCCGCAUUAGGACUAGGCGAGCAAAGAAAUAAGAUGACCACCUCCCUGACUGAUGACAACAUCCUGUUUGGUUCCCUGGAGAUGAAGAACGAGAUGGGGGGUGUUCCUCCUGAGCUGUCCAGGUCCCUGGGUCCUGGGGGUCUGGGUGACCCGCGCAACACCAUGCUGGCCUACGACAGCUCCACGCUGCAGUACCGUAGGGCCGCCAUGGCCCGACAGAACUACGGUGGAGGACCUCACAGCGCCCUGGAGCGCCACGCCACCCAGAAGAAGUCCCGCCUACGGAGACGGGCCUCGCAGCUCAAGGUCAACAUCCCUGACCUGGCUGAUGUGAACUCUAUCGACAAGUGGUCCAGGAUGAUCUUCCCUACCGUGUUCUCCUUCUUUAACGUGAUCUACUGGCUCUACUACGCUCACUAAGGAGAGAUGGAUGGAGGGAUAUCAUUGAUGAGAGAGAGAGAGAGAGAGAGAGAGAGAGAGAGAGAGAGAGAGAGAGAGAGAGAGAGAGAGAGAGAGAGAGAGAGAGAGAGAGAGAGAGAGAGAGAGAGCACACCUAUUAUUUUGCUAAUUCAUUUUUAAAGAAAUGUGAGAAAAAUAGUUUUGGAAGGAAGGAGCUCUACACCCGAACACUUCUUCUACAGCAUCUAUCUGCCGUGACACUUAUGAUCUGGGAAUAACCUCUAAUGACUGACUGACACGUCAACAGAGGAGAGGAGAGAUUUUAAAAAGACAAGAAAGACAGACAUGGUGCCUAAUCCUGAAGAAAUGUCAAUAUAUCACUCUAAUAUUUGUCAUUUGUAGCUUAACUCUCUGUGGAUCCAAUAUUUAUGCUUGUGUUUGCAUAUACUUUAAGUAUUUGUUUAGUUUUAGUCUAUGUAUUUUGUUCAUAGCCGAGCUAUCUGCAUCCAGGAAACCUUUUCUCGAGGGUUUUAAAGGGGUUCAUCCUUGAUUAAAAUAUUUUCCUGUAGUUCUUUAAAAAGCAUGCUUCUAUUUCAUUUCUGCUGCGUCUCCAUCUUUAUCGAUGGAGCACAAAGCAUUUGAGUUUUUAACUAGUUGAGGUUUUUUCUUCUGUGUAGCAAAGAGUGUCUGCAGAACUCUUUUCACCCCCCAUACUGUAGCUUAGGCUGAGCUUGGGGUUCCAUUGGGGACCAACAACAAUGGGCUACUGUAAGUGAUAGUACCGCAGAUGGUCAAUAGGGCGCACUCUUCUCUAUGGACAUUCCAAUGGGUCUUCAGUGUUGCCGUUUCUGUCCUGCCAAUUUGUGGGUUCGUGACCUUUAACCUAGAGAUCAUGACCCAUCAUCCAUUCUGGCCAUUGAAGUUCCCAUGAAGGUUUCAUAUUUAAAAGUAUGGUACGACCAUGGAUCUUGAAGCUCUGACCUGCCAAGUGUUUUUGACCUGACUUUGUUGUACUGACAGAAUCUAGUAGUCCAUCACAUCAAACUGCCCUGGUUUAACAGAGAGAGACAGUACUGUGUAACCCUUGCCUCUGCAUUGCCAGUGUGGGUGGCAUCAAGGGGUGAGAAUGGCUUUAUUUAUUUAUUACCCAGGGGGGGGGGGAUGCUUAUUUACA